Molecule: messenger RNA, 961 nt
Organism: Rhipicephalus sanguineus (brown dog tick)
Lineage: Eukaryota; Metazoa; Arthropoda; Arachnida; Ixodida; Ixodidae
Gene: Alg13
Product: UDP-N-acetylglucosamine transferase subunit ALG13 homolog
Exons: 5
Coding region: 288-779 (163 amino acids)
Biological process (GO): dolichol-linked oligosaccharide biosynthetic process
Molecular function (GO): hexosyltransferase activity
Source: RefSeq, a predicted model, not a curated record
GUAUGUUUUCCUUCCUAGCGACGGCUGCUUCCUUGGAACGAGGGUAGGCGUAGGCGCACGCAUCGGGCACGUACGCGGAGUUUUGGUUUUGGUUGGUACGCUUCUACGAACGAAGCCCUGUUGCAUCACGCGAAGGAUCUCUGCCUUGAGGAAAUUGCCUGGCGAUUGUAUUUCGAUACUGAAAGCGUCCGCGAGUAACCUGAAGCCCGCUGGUUGACGGUGGAGACUGAGGCACGUCUGAGGCCCAUGGAACAGCGCUUAUACUGGCUUAUACCACUAGCUGUGAAAUGAAGACCGUGUUUGUUACCGUGGGAACGACCUCCUUCGACGAGCUCAUCGAGACUGUUGUAUCGGCGGAGGUGCUAGCUGUCUUGAAGAACCAAGGUUACACGAAGGUUCUCCUUCAAGUUGGCAAAGGGAAUACACCGAAGGUUGAUGGCAGUGUUGAGCCGUCUGUGGAAAGCUAUAACUUCAAGGAUUCGUUGACAAGAGACAUCAACGAAGCUUCGCUGGUGAUAAGUCAUGGAGGUGCAGGCAGUAUACUCCAAGCUCUGAGAGCCGGGAAGAAGCUGGUUGCAGUAGUGAACGACAAGCUGCUUCACAACCACCAGAGCGAACUGGCAGGCCAGUUGCAUAAGGAGGGCUAUCUUCUCUACUGCACUUGCAAAGACCUCCAGUCGACAUUGGAGGAGAUGGAGCCGAGUCGCUUGAGGACUUUUCCGGAGCCAAACCUGAACCGCUUUCCUCAGCUGCUGGAUGGCAUCAUGGGAUGGUCGUAGUUGAGCGGGACUCGCCUCCGCUUUCAAUGUAGACAACUGCUCGCCAUCUUCAACACGGGGAUUAGAUAUUUUUCCCGGGCAUUUAACCAUGCUGCUGGGCAGCAAUAAAUGGCGUACUUGUACAUAUACAAGAUUUAUUUCAAUAACAAGGAAUUUGCAGAAUAAAUGCAUUCAAUUUCAGU